AUGCAUCAGCCUUCGAAGUCUCACUGGCAAGCAUUAAAGCGUUUACUUCGUUACUUGAAGGGCACCUUAUAUUUUGGACUUCAUCUCUCCAGGCGACCCUCUCACCAUCUCUAUGAUUUCCUUUAUGUGGAUUGGGGCGACAAUCGUGAUGACUUCAAGUCUACUACUGCCUAUAUGGCAACCUCAUUUCUUGGAGAUCCCACAAAGAACGCUAUGUUGCCCGUUCUUCCACCAUGGCCAAAUAUUAGGCUAUUUCAUCCACCAUUGCUGAAUUAG
Messenger RNA from Prunus armeniaca (apricot), 276 nucleotides. The record is from the annotation of a GenBank genome assembly. Lineage: Eukaryota; Viridiplantae; Streptophyta; Magnoliopsida; Rosales; Rosaceae.